Molecule: messenger RNA, 2904 nt
Organism: Penicillium brevicompactum
Lineage: Eukaryota; Fungi; Ascomycota; Eurotiomycetes; Eurotiales; Aspergillaceae
Exons: 4
Coding region: 1-2904 (967 amino acids)
Biological process (GO): autophagosome assembly; mitophagy; piecemeal microautophagy of the nucleus
Cellular component (GO): Atg1/ULK1 kinase complex; extrinsic component of membrane; phagophore assembly site
Source: RefSeq, a predicted model, not a curated record
AUGCAUCAACAUCCACGGUCCCCAGCAUCGUCUGGGGUGCCAAACAUCCCCAGACCCACACCUCGAGACGACAGAGACGACAGAGACGAUACCGCCCCGAGCUCCCCAACCGUCGACACAGCGUCGAAUUCAGCAAGAGGAUUGGGAAUCGAGUCGGGGCCUCAGCUAGCUGAGCAGGCGAGGAUUGGUAUUCCUGGAAAGGAGACUCUGGGCCGGUUGAACCAAAUAAUAUCGUCUGUUGACCCUCCAUCUCACCUGCAACAGAAUUACCACACCAAAGCCGCCUUGAUCAUCCUGCAGUCUCGUGUCUCACUGCCGCUUGCCUAUAAUAAGGGCUCCGAUAUCCCGAGAGUCAACCGCUGGUUCAACGUUGAACUAGAUGACACAGAUAUCCUCCGAGAACCCCUGCGGCUAUGGCGGACCUGCGAUGCCACCGAUCGCCGGCCGCCGCCCCUCGUGAUCGAGACCUACCUCGACACAAAGGGUCUCACAAAUAAUCAAAGUUUGGUGAUUUUGGACGAAAACGGGAAGCGUUGGGAUGUGCGCGAGUCGCUCGCUGCGCUACAGGGCGCCCGUGCGAAGCCAUACCAGGCGGAGAACGACGAGAUCAUCUUGGAGCGGUGGAGGAUUGAGCUGGGAGAGGCGUCGAGCAGGCUUCCGUCUGAUCUGGGCUCCCUCCUUCCCACGGUGUAUAAGAAGAGCAUCGUGCUCUUCCGCUCCUUGUUCACGUACUCCAAGUUCUUGCCCGCGUGGAAAUUCUCCAAGCGUAACAAAAAGUCACGACGGAGUCCGGCUCUUGAGAUCAAGUACCGGGUGGUGGACGAGGGCCUGUCUCGCCAGAAUGGAUCUUUGGAUCACUUGACGGCGCCGCUGAGUGGGGUCAAUGAGAAGGUGGCCGACACAUACAGCUUUGGUGUCACAGAGUCACCCGCGGGUCCCUUUUCAGUUCAAGUCACCUAUAGGACGAAUUGUGACUUUCGGGUUGAUGAUUCUGAGGCUUUGUUGAGCUCUCGAUUCAUGGGUGCGGAUGACGAGAUCUUCCGUCCAUCCUUGCCUUCAGAGGAUAUCACCCGCUUAAACCCAGAGAUUGGAUCUGUGCCCGUUGAGCGAAGGACCGUCGAGAGUCCAGAUCUGACGCGUGCCUAUGGAAGCCUUUCAACGUUCCACAAUGUCCCUGCAGGGACAGGGGCAAGCCCUAUCUCAGCACUUCGCGCUCUCAGGGAUCCCAGUGGAGGUUCUCCAUCCCCGAAAGACUCGGAAAAGAAGCUCCUUCCUCCCGCAAAAGUCGUCCCCUCGGGGCGCGCUGCUCAGAUCGCUGGUGAGACUGGAAGUCCCAACUUCCAGCGCCGCCCUUCCCUAUGGCAGAGUCCCCCCCUAGGGGCAUCUCCUCGCACUACCUCUACACGUAUACCCACAGGCACAUCUGCCGAUGCCCGUUUCAUGCCGCCCCCAUCCUCUGCUGCAUCCGCACGCAGACCUACCCUUGCAUCUGAUCAAGCUAUAUCAUCCUCUAAUUCCGCAUCCCCUAAGCCAGCGCCUCUUUCCCGAUACAGCAGUUCAUUCAGUCACCGCCGAGGCCGCCUUUCUGCGGGGACGAACCGCCUCGAAGAUGACCAGAACUCAAGCGGCCGGGUGAGCACUGCAUCCUCCACCGCGCAGCCCGGCUCUGGCAUGCUUGCAGAAGUCACUGGAACCAGUGCGGAAUCCAUUCAUGCCGACGACGAGAAUAUCUCUGAUUUCCUGAAAAUGCUGGACUCGAAGAAGGAUCUAAUGAAUUCAUCUACAACUGCAUCUAUUCAGGCUGGGGUACGCCAACCCACGUCGACCGCAGUAGCCCUGGCUCGUUUCCGUGGCAUGCGUGACUCUAACGCUGCUCUCACUGACUCCAUGACACAAUCAAUGCAUGUAAAUCGUUCGUCAAUGUCGUCGAGCAAGCAGCUUUCAUCGGUACCACCCAUGGUUGCAGGAACCUCGAUUUCAACCGCCUCUUCUCCGGGAAAGCCCAUCUCCCCUCAUACUCCUCAUACGCCGGCGAUUCGCUCUCGUCUCAGCUCGAACAGCGUUGCAGAUGAGAUUGAAACUGACCACCGCUCGCGGAUCCCUCGGAUCGAGCACGACUCGCCUUUGGAAGAACUGCCGAGCGAGGAUCUUGUACGCGGGCCUUCAUCCACCGCAGGCGCUAUCGAUAUUCCCACAUCCCCACGAAUGUUCGAUCCCAACUACCGACGCUCAAGCUCUGCCGCACAACGCCGACCACCAGCUCCAAGCGGGGAUGACGAUGAGAUCUUCCCCUUCGGCAUGCGCAGCCUGAGUCUCGGCGCCGACGAGCCGGCAACUACCACUCUCAGCGUCGCACAGCAGCAAGCUGCCCAGAAAGAUGCGCAAUCGCCCGCCGAAGAUCCAGCCGGCGCAUCUGGUCCCACAACAAGUGCCUACCAAGAGAGCGGCUCUCUUCGCAGCCAAUUGCCCGGAGCGGGAGGUGCAUCCGCAUCCUCAAAUCCCCACGUGUACCAGCCUCGAUUCGCCAGCUCGCGCGGCCGCGGCUACUCAGGUGGACAUUCGGUUAGCUCUGCAUCCAGCAGUCUGGCCCGAAACGCCAAUCUUCCGCUGCACCUGGUCGAGCGCGACGACCGUGAUGGAAACGCCAGUGGAAGUAACAGUGGUAACUCGACGCUCGAAAUCCGUCGCGGAAGUGGACAACGGCCAAGCUCUGGUCGCACACUCUCGGCACAGGCCCCUGAGGAUGAUGAGCCCCUUCUUUUUGCUAUGAGUGACUUUGGUGCUUCCCGUCGCAGCCUCGAGGAGGGGAGACAUAAUCAUGGCGGAACGGACUCUGCUGGUGGAUCACGACGCGGUAGUGGACGACGGGGAGCUGGGCUUCCUGGAUUCCAUGCCUGGGCAUAA